Molecule: messenger RNA, 1870 nt
Organism: Diprion similis
Lineage: Eukaryota; Metazoa; Arthropoda; Insecta; Hymenoptera; Diprionidae
Product: differentially expressed in FDCP 6 homolog
Exons: 9
Coding region: 230-1861 (543 amino acids)
Cellular component (GO): cytoplasm; nucleus
Source: RefSeq, a predicted model, not a curated record
UAUCACAGUCGAAUAUAUCCAUAUCCGUGCGUAAUAUGUGGGCUUGCAUUGCACGUGAAGGGAGAAGGUUGGAAUUCCGAUAAAGCAACGAGUAGUGUUGAGUCACACCACUGUCACCAGUCAAUCACAGCCAUUCCUCUGCGGCCUCGCCAAGUCUCUUUCGGUCUUAUUGUUAGGCGAGGAUGUAAUUCUUCGAAACUACCUGUUGAAUCCGCGCAACCGAUAAACUAUGGCGUAUUUGUUGAAAAACUUGACAAACAGCAUCUGGCAUGCGUUUUAUGCUCUGCAAGGUGAAACCCCGGGUAUCGUUGCGAAAUCUAAAUUAAAGGUGUUGACAGCCAACUUUGGGACCUUGAUGGAUCUGUAUGGGGUUGAGAAGGGGCUUGAUGAUUACCGAAGCACUCAGUGGCUGACGUUCGAUCAAUUUUUGUAUUACCUACAGAACGAAGUCUUUUCUUCUAUUUCUGACGCAACACCAAUACAAUCCUGCAGACUUCUUGAAGAACGCAUCGACGAGAUAUGCUGGCUUGUUUCUCGGAAAGCGUACGCAGAACAGAAACACAGAGUCUUUGAAGAUCGUAGCGUUUAUCAACUCUUCAGAAUAUUCUGUCUUUUAGCAGAGAUGGGAACACAGAACACAGAGUCAUCGUAUCUCAUAACAAUGCACAGCAGCGAGGUGGCUCAAAUAUCUUCCCAGCUGGUGACGUCUUUAGGUCUUCAUUGGGAUUCUGCAGACUUCAGCGAAUUAUCUGCAGCGUUGACUGCAUUCAGAUUCCCCACAUUUCUGGCAGUGUUGGAGUCCAAGUACAGCGGUGGAGGGUCUUUAGAUGCAGCUGCUGUAGCCGAGGCCGUAGAUGACCUUUACCAGAUCUACGUUAAUGACGUCAUUAAAAAAGGAUAUCUGGUCAAAAAAGGAUUUCUCUUGCCAACAACGCGAUACUACUGGUUUGUCCUUCGACCGGGAGAAUUGACUUAUUACAAAGAUGCCCAGCAGAAAGAUCCUGCUGGAGUGAUAACUCUAAAUAUAAACUGUUGGGCGGAUGCUGUUAACAAUUCUGGAAAACCAGAUAGAAAGUUUAUUCUGAGUACACCAGAACACAAGGCAAUUGAACUGAUUGCUGAAGAUCACAGGGGCAGGUUGCAGUGGUUAGCGGCACUGCAAAUUGCCAUUGAUCAUUCUGGAGAUAGAAUUAGCUAUCAAAGGUCUCUAGCGAUUCAAAGACGAUCCAUGCGGCUGGCUGAGAAACAACUGAAAGAAGAAACAGGGAUGGAAUUGCAGCAUGAACGCCAAGCACGGAUUGCCGCAGAGUUACAAGCAAGAAAGCUGGAGGCGUUAUCUAGAGAAGAAGGAGCCAAGGUACAAGAGCUUGAGGAAAUCAAAGUAAAACUUGAAAGACUUCUGGAGGAGGAAAAGCAAGCCUUACAAGACGAAGAAAUAGUCCGAAAUCUUCAAGCUCGAGUAUUGAAAGAAGAAUGGGAAAGGAGAGAGCAGUUAGAAAAACUACAACAAGAGCAACAGGAACUCCUUGAAUCAGAAAGGUUGAAGCGUCUUGAAUUUGAACAAAAACAGCAGGAAAACGAACUAAAAUUGCAGGAAGCAGCAGCAAGACUUGAGCAGCUAGAAUCAGAACGACAGGGUCUCGAUGCAGAGCUGAGGUCUGUGCGGGAAAAAGUAAGACAAGCUGAAGGAGCUCAAAUACUAUUAGAGGCGCAAAUUGUUGUAACCAGGCCUUUGAGAGGAGGUGAACGAAUCAGACGUACUCAGAGCAUGAUUCCUACUAGUAAGGAUAGGUCUGAUGCAAUAGAGUAUUUAAAAGAUCGGGUUACUUCCACACAGGAGAACAUUCACCCAGUACCGUAAACGCUGUAU